UAUUAUUUCUUGGCCCCGGAGAGUAUUCGCCAUGUUUAUUAUGUUUAAUUUUAAAAACUGAUAAAUAAUUAAGCCAUUUUAGAAUCAAAAUGAAUAGUUUACACGGAUAUGAGGAUGAGGACAUUCACAUAUGUGGUCUUUGUCAUGCCCAGUUCAGUGAUGUGGAAUUGUUUAUACAACAUAAGAAACACAAGUGCCCCGUUAGAUUAGCAAGGCAGCAGGAGACAGGUGAUGUCAGAAAGUCCCAGAUGUUACCUUCAGUGACAACUUCUAUCCAGAAUGAUCAUUUUACACAGUCACUUCUUCCUGUCAUUGACAAUACAGCAGUCCAGGGUUCAGUGGAGGACAAAAUGGCAGUUCAGCUGAGUCAGGAUGGAACAACACUUGGGUAUUUUCCUGUAACUCAUCAAUCUGGGCAAGAUACAGGUACACUUACACAGCACCAGUAUGUUAUACUACCUGGCCAACAGGAUGAAGACCCCAGUCUUUGCAUUCAGCCUGAUUCACAAGUUUACUCAAUCCCUGAAACAGUAUAUACACUUAACUCACAUUCACUUCAGCAGUCUACUGAACAAUUAUCAAGUUCCAUCCAAGAUACAGUCAAUUUUAAAACAGGGUUGCAGCUUGGAGAACCAGUCAAUUACAGGAAAACUAGCAAUGAUGAUGAACCAGUAACAUAUACAACCAGUGAAUUUCAGGAACCAGACAACCAAAUAAUUACUGAAGAGUCAGACUGUGUUACAACUGAUAACUCACAGGAACUAGCAUGCUACAGCUCUACAGAUGAAAACAUACAACCAGUCAAUUAUUCUAAAAAUAACUUAUCACAAACUGAAAAUGGCAUGAUAAAUUUGUUACAGAAUGAACAACCAGUUGUUAUACAUAAUUUGAAUAAUCUUAACUUACAACAGACUGAGACACCAAUUAACUCUAUAAAUGAAGCUAGUCAGUCACAACCUAAAGUAAUGGAGAGCCAGUCUAUGCUGAGAGAGCAUUUGAUAAGCUCAAAUGACAAGUCUCUACUGAAAGUAGGUGGAAACACUAGACCAGUCACAUUGGUUAAAAAUAUGCAUGGAGAACAGCCGAAGACUAAAACAGUGAUAAAAACUAUGGUUGUGAAGAAAAGAAGUGCCCCUAAAGUUCAAGAUAAUAUAUCCAAAUUUCAGUACACCAUCAAUGAUAUUGCUGAAGCUCCUAAACCACCUCCAGCCAAGAAAGCAAGUAAAGCACCACUGGAGAAAAAGUAUAAAUGUAAAUUUGAAAACUGUUCAUAUAAAACAGCAUACCUGAAGGAUUUAGAACGACACAGUAGAAUCCACACUGGUGAUAAACCAUACAAAUGUACACAUUGUUCAAAGGCAUUCUCGCGCACAGAUAAACUUACCUUACAUAUGAGGUACCACAUGGAUGACCGGGUGUUUAAAUGUAACCUAUGUAACUACAGUGCUGUUGAGAAUGGUAGCUUAAAGAAACAUAUGAGAAUGCAUCUUGAUGAAAGACCAUAUGGUUGUCAGGUGUGUCCUUACAAGUCAAGGUCAUCAAGCCAGUUACAGAUACACCUGCGAACACAUACAGGAGACAAACCAUACUGCUGUAAAAUGUGUGAUGCUGUGUUUAAAGUAAGCUCUGACCUACAUCGCCAUAUACGGGUACAUACUGGUGAAAAACCAUUCAAAUGUCAGUACGACACAUGCUCAUACCGCUGUGCUGUCAAAAGUAAUCUCAAAAGUCAUUAUCAAACACAUCACAGUCAAAUCACUGAACAUAAAUGUACUGAAUGUGACUUUAAGACUUCCAGCAGAAAAGCUUUAUUUGAACAUAAGAAGAUUCAUGAUUCGAAUCCAGAACUGACCUGUAAAACUUGUGGUUACCAAUGUUCUAAUAAAAGUGCAUUACGCAAUCAUGUGCGUAUACACGGGGCAGAGGAACCGUUUAAGUGUACAUAUUGUGACUAUAAAUCUGUGCAGCUUGGUAACGUUCAGGCACACAUGCAUCGUAAACAUCCGAACAGAGUAACAAGGAGAUUAUCAAGAAAGAAAUGGAAGAAAGGAAAUGUUUCCUUAACUUUACCAAUAAAGAUUAAAGAAAUACUGACAGACGAUGAUAGUUCUGCUAAAGGAAAAAUCCAGCCAAAAUGUCAGCAGAAUUUUAAAUGUGGACGAUGCCCGUCUGCUUUUGUGAGAGAAGAUUCAUUAAAGUGUCACUUAAGACAGCAUGAUGAUGCAAGCCUGUCAACAGCAUAUGCUGUCCUCAAGUUACAGCAGCCAGUCAUAAAUACAUCAGCUGGUAUCAUCCCUACAUCUGAUUCUGUCUCGUCUAGUUCUAAUCAAGCUGAUAAAAAUGUUCCUGGAGAUGUUGAUACAAGAAGCAAUGUUUUAUCCAGAAAGUCUGAGAACAAUAUUGGCCAAGUGCAGAGUAGUAGAGAUAAAAUAUCUCAAGGUGAAGGUUUUAUUGGGCAAGGUCAAAUGCUACCAAAUCAAGCAGUGACCUUGGGAAUUAAUGAUAUUUUAAUGGCUGCAGGUAUGGCAGGAUUAAAUUCCGCUGGAAACUCACCAACUUCUAAACAGCCCAGUGAAACAAUACAAGAUUUAUCAGUAAAUGGCAAUAUUGAUCAAACUGUUACUCUUAAUUCCAGUGCUGCAUUUCAAAGCACUGGGAAUAUGGGGCUUCCGAGUACCAUUGUAGGACAGUCAGCACAAGAUGUCCCAUCAGUUCAAGUGAUGCAAAACAUUUCAUUACCAUACAUAAGAUUACCAAAUGGACAAGUUUUAAUAUUGACUGGUCAAACCUCAAUGAAUCAAAUUAUCACUCAACCAGAUGGACCUGUCCAAAGUGACUGUGGAUUGGUACCUGGGACUAUAGAACUUCAGUCUCAGUUAUUAACCCAACCUACUGGUUCCCAGCAACAUCAGAUAGUGCAGUGUGCAGCUGAUUCCACAGUUUCUACUCCACCACCCCAGAUUUCAGGGCCGCAACAAGGUGCUGUUUUAACCCAGCCAGGUGCUAUACCUUCACAAGACAGUGCUUUAACACAACAAGGUGCUAUACCAAUACAAAUUAUUCUUCCUAGUGACUCCCAGCAAGCAGUUCCCCUUGUAUCUCAGCUUCUCAACAGUGUAAUGAAUAGGACAGCUAAUGAUAGUGAUGGGCAGAAUCAAGGUUCUGUCUUAGUGCAGGGUGUCAAUCCAUCAUCUGGGACAGAAAAUGUUCAGAAUUUUGUACUUCAGAUACCUUCACAGUCUGGUAUAUCCAGGGAUGCUUCUGGAAGUAUCGGUGAAAGUCAAAGCUUUGUUUUACAAAUACCAGGUGCAUCUAGUUUUAACUGAAAAUUAUGCAUUCACAUUAAUUAUAGGCUUUUUAGCUAAGAACAAAGAACAGUAUUUGACAUAUUUAAUCAAAUUUGUUUAAACUAUACUGGUUGGGGACCACCUAAACCGGACAACCACCAAACCCGGACAGCCCAUAAAAUGCUUAAUUUAGUAUUUUCUUUGUAAAGCGGUUGUCAGUCACUUUUUUAUCAACAAUAAAUGCAUGUUUCUUCUAUAAUUAAGUAAUUAAUUUUAUUUCAACCUCCUUAAAUGGUAAUAUUUCAAUGUCCAUUUCAAAAAUGUUGACGUUGAAAUUUGGGGGUCAAGAAAGCAACGCAUGGCCUCAUAUAUAUACCAGCUAUAAUCUUUUGCGAGUAAACAAUAGAAAAUCCAAAAACUUUAGCAUUUGCUGCUGAAAUAUUGUUUAUCAUGUUGAAAAUCACAAAUCAAAACACCCAACUUUUAUCUAAAUUAAAUCAUGUCAUGUACAUAUCUGUCCGGACACAUGGUACUGUAGUGUAGACAAUUUAGGUAAUUUUGAUACCCUCCCUGUAAGCCUCAUAUAUAAGUGUCAAUGCAAUUAGAAAUAAACAAACUAGUUUGUUAGUUAGGACAAGAACCUAGCUGAACUGUGUCAAAUUUUUAGGUCUCUUAUGAUGUUAAAAAUUAUAAAAUCUGUAUGAAAGAAUGUUCAAAAAGUGUCCGGUUGAUGGACCCCAACCAGUAAUUUGAUUGUAUUUGGAAAAAGCAAACUUCUUAAUAUAUAAAAUCUUUUACCUUGGCAAUUAGAUUCUACCAUACUGACUGAAUUAAUUAGGUCUUUUUCUUUAAAUAAAAAUUACAAUUUAUUUAAAUAUAUGUUGUAGGCCAGUUCAAUAUGUAUUGUAUUUACCGGUAGUCAUGAAAUUGAAAAAAAACAAUUGAUAAUAUGUAAAAUAUUGAUAUUGCUUCAUUUGUUGUUGCUUUCCUUACAUGAACAUACAUCCUUUAUUGGUAUUCAUGUGAAUGUUAUUUGUUGUUUGUGAAAAACUGUUAAAUAAAAAUAAAAUUAUUUUGUUCA
Ruditapes philippinarum (Manila clam) is the source of this 4368-nucleotide messenger RNA. RefSeq lists its product as uncharacterized. Gene Ontology annotation, biological process: regulation of transcription by RNA polymerase II. Bases 90 to 3326 code for a protein of 1078 amino acids. The record is from RefSeq and is a predicted model, not a curated record. Gene Ontology annotation, molecular function: RNA polymerase II cis-regulatory region sequence-specific DNA binding; DNA-binding transcription factor activity. The transcript has 10 exons. Lineage: Eukaryota; Metazoa; Mollusca; Bivalvia; Venerida; Veneridae.